CAGACCGAGUCUGUAAAAUGGCAGCUAAAGUUUUGAUUCCUGAGGACGAUCUCUGUUGCUCUAUAUGUUGUGAUAUUUUUAAAGAGGCCGUUGUACUGAAAUGCAGCCACAGCUUCUGCAGAGAGUGUGUGCAGCAGUACUGGGAAGAGAAGAGCUCUCGAGAGUGUCCCAUCUGCAGGAGAAAGGCCUCUAUGCGGGAACCUCCAGCAAACCUGGCUUUAAGAAACAUUGUGGAGUCCUAUUUGAAGCAGAAGACUGAGAGAGAAACUACAGACAAGAGAGGUGCUCACUGCAGUCUUCAUGGGGAGAAACUUUUAUUAUUCUGCAAACAUGACCAAGAGCCUCUCUGUCUUGUCUGUCAGACUUCAAAAAAACACAAAGACCACCCGGUCUGUCCAGUGGAAGAGGCUGUACUGGACCUGAAGGAGGAAAUCAAGCCUGCACUUAAUCUUAUUCAAGAAAAACUAAAGAGGUUUACUGAGGCUGAACAAGAAUGUGAGAAAACAGCAAAACACAUCAGGAGUCAAGCCCAGCACACAGAGAGGCAGAUAAAGGCAGAGUUUGAGAAGCUCCACCAGUUCCUACGAGAGGAAGAGGAGGCCAGACUAGCUGCACUGAGGGAGGAAGAGGAGCAGAAGAGUCGGAUCAUGAAUGAGAAAAUAAAAAACAUCACAAGACACAUCUCCACCCUUACAGACAAAAUCACAGCUAUAGAGAAGGCAAUGGGCACUGAAGACACCUCCUUUUUAAAGAGCUACAAGAGCAUUAAGGAAAGAGCCCAGUGCGCACUGCAGGAUCCAGAGCUGCUCUCAGGGGCUCUGAUAGAUCUGGCCAAACACCUGGGAAACCUGAAGUUCAGAGUCUGGGAGAAGAUGCUGGGGGUGGUGCAGUACACUCCUGUGGUGCUGGAUCCCAACACUGCAGCUCCCUGGCUCUCUCUCUCUGAUGAUCUGACCACUGUGAGACACACAGGUACAGGCCAGAAAUAUCCUGACAACCCAGAGAGGUUUAAACUCUAUGUGAAUGUGCUGGGAUCUGAGGGGUUUACCUCAGGGAAACACAGCUGGGAGGUGAAGGUGGGGAAUAAACCUAAGUGGAAUAUAGGAGUGGUGAAUGAGUCCAUCAGUAGGAAGGGAGAGAUGACAGCCAGCCCAGAGAAAGGAUUCUGGGUCUUAACGCUGAGGAAUGGUGAUAAGUACAGAGCAGGUGGAGCUGCUGACCUCACACUGAAGAGGAAGCCCCAGAGCAUCAGAGUGCAGCUGGACUAUGACAUGGGGGAGGUGUCCUUCUUCGACUCCAGUGACAUGUCACUCAUCUACACUUUUAAAGACACAUUUACUGAGAGAGUGUUCCCAUUCUUCUCUCCCUGUGUGAAAAAAGAUAAGAAUGAAGGACCCCUGCAGAUAUGCCCAGUGAAAGUUUCUGUAACAGUUAUGUCAUCCCAUUGAAGGUGUUUUAAAAAAAAGAACAAACUACAUGUACUGGAAGAGUAUUAUAGAGGAAAUCCAUAUUCCUCUAUAACUAUUAUGUUCCUCUGUAAUGAUUCUAGUUUUUUCAUUUUAAUUUUCUUUUCAUCAUUGAUAAUUUAGUUGAGAUUUAUCAUUUUUUGAUAAUGUACAUAUACAGGUAGUAUCUUCUGGGUUUUGUUUUGUACCAAAUCAUUAGACAAAAUUAUUUCAUAUAAUUUUUGCUCAUAAAGUAGAUGUGCACCUGUAGUGUAGUCAAAUACCUUUAUAUUUGAUUAAAGUCAUUCCUGUCUAGCUGGGUUUGUAAGGUAGUGUAGAAGCUUGAAAUGUGUGAGUAUAGUGAGUGUUCGUUAGUUUGAUUCCAUCAGUCCUCCUGUGUUCUUUUCAGAUUUUACUUUGCAAUUCACCCUGUCAGUACAAUGCUGUAGGAUUUACUGUACAUCUGGGCCUUAAGUAGCCUCACCUUCAAACUUCAACCAUGAUUAAAUAAUUGCCAUUGGCAAAUAAUCACAAA
Molecule: messenger RNA, 1980 nt
Organism: Anguilla anguilla (European eel)
Lineage: Eukaryota; Metazoa; Chordata; Actinopteri; Anguilliformes; Anguillidae
Product: tripartite motif-containing protein 35-like
Exons: 6
Coding region: 18-1448 (476 amino acids)
Molecular function (GO): protein binding; zinc ion binding
Source: RefSeq, a predicted model, not a curated record